AUGGAUCGAGUUGGACUAUUGGAAGAGGAUCAUGAUCACUAACAACAUGAAAAUGGUUUGAAUCAUAGUGAUAUCGGAUCUAAUACGGGAAAUAAGGAGGAUUAAGAAAGAGCAGGCAACCCUAGUGAGAAAGUCAUCAAGAACUUAUAAGGAUUCAAUAAUGAAAAGAAAAACGAAAAGGUCGAAGAGUUUGAUGAGUAUAGAGAUGAUAUUAACCUUUAGAAGUAUUAAAUUCUCAGAUAAUGUAACACAAUGAUUGAUAUUUAUUAUUUAGUUGGAGAGCAUAUUAGAGAUGAGGAUGAUGUUGACACAACGAAUUAUCCAAAGGAGGUGUAGAAUGCUACUCCACAUACUAAGAGGAAAAUGAUAGAGGAAAUACAGAUUAAAAAAAUUAAGAAACUUACUCCAAUUGGAACUUACUUUUCACUAUUGAAAGGAUUCGUCUGCACUGGAAUAUUGUACUUGCCAAAGAAUUUCAGGAAUGGAGGUUGGCUUUGGGCUUUACUUUCUAUGGUCUUAUCCUUUGUACUGACUUUAUACUGUGCAAUUAAGUUGCUUUAAGCCAAGGCAAAAACUGAAAAUGGUUCAUUUAGUGACAUUGGGUUUAAAGCUAUUGGUAAACCCGGCAAAAUUAUGGUAGACAUAUUCUUGAGUUUAUCGCAGAUUGGUUUUGUGACUGCUUAUAUCUACUUCAUUACGACUAGUUUGAAGAGUGUUUAUGAUGAGGCCAAAGGGGAUGGAUCAGAUGUCAGCGUCAUUUGGUUUGUCAGGAAAAUUGAGAAAUUUGCUUGGACUCAUUUAGUAGCAGAUGGUCUUAUUCUGCUUACCACGAUAGUCAUCUUAAUCUAUGCUUUGCUUUAACUUUCAAAGCAUGGCUGGGGAGAAAAUAAUGAGAUAUUUAAUACUUCAACAUGGCUUACAAUGAUUGGUUCUUCAGUAUAUUCAUACGAAGGUAUUGGAGUUAUAUUACCCUUACUUGAGGUAACUGAAAAGCCUGAGCUCUAUCCAAAAAUUCUAUUCUAUGUGCUACUUACUGUUAUGUUGCUUUAUGUAGGCUUCGGAGAAUUCUGUCUCUUUGUUUAUGGAGAUUUGAUUUCAAACCCCUUGAUUACUGCCAAUUUACCUAGUGGGGUCAUAGUUUGGAUCAUCAAGGUAUGCUUCUCGAUCAAUCUAUUCUUCACCUAUCCCCUUUAAAUCUACCCAGCAAAUAUUAUCAUUGAAAGUUACUUAUAUGGAAAAAUGGAUAAAUCAAAGAAAAGACAAUGGCUAAAAAAUCUAUCAAGAUCAAUUCUGAUUUUGUUCACAAUUGUAUUUUGUAUCUCACUGGGGGAUACCGUAGAUAAAUUUAUUUCACUUUUGGGAUCACUUACUUGCACUCCUAUCUCGUUCACCCUACCUUGCAUCUUUCAUUUAAAGUUAUGCAAUCCAUCUUAAAAAGAGAAGUAUAUUGAUUACUUCAUUAUUGGGUUAUCAUUGCUCAUCAUGUUUUUCUGCAGUGGAUAUACCAUAUGGCAUUGGAAAGAUUGA
Messenger RNA from Stylonychia lemnae, 1527 nucleotides. The record is from the annotation of a GenBank genome assembly. Lineage: Eukaryota; Ciliophora; Spirotrichea; Sporadotrichida; Oxytrichidae.